AUGGAGAGGGGGAAGAUGGCGGAGCUGGAGAGCCUGGAGACGGCGGCGGAGCAUGAGCGGAUCCUGCGGGAGAUCGAGAGCACGGACACGGCCUGCAUCGGCCCCACGCUCAGGUCUGUCUAUGAUGGAGAAGAACACGGACGUUUCAUGGAGAAACUGGAAGCAAGAAUUAGGAACCAUGAUCGUGAGAUUGAGAAAAUGUGCAACUUCCAUUACCAGGGCUUUGUGGACUCCAUCACAGAGCUGCUGAAAGUUAGAGGAGAAGCUCAAAAACUGAAGAAUCAAGUGACGGACACCAACCGAAAGCUGCAGAAUGAAGGGAAAGAACUGAUAAUAGCAAUGGAAGAGCUGAAGCAAUGCCGGUUGCAGCAGAGAAACAUUUCAGCGACGGUCGAUAAGCUAACCCUGUGUCUUCCUGUCCUGGAGAUGUACAGCAAAUUGCGGGAGCAAAUGAAAUCGAAAAGACACUACCCUGCACUGAAGACCCUGGAGCACCUUGAGCACACAUACCUGCCCCAAGUGAGCCACUACCGCUUCUGCAAGAUCAUGGUGGAUAAUAUCCCAAAGCUGCGGGAAGAGAUCAAAGAAGUUUCCAUGUCAGACCUCAAGGAUUUCCUGGAGAGCAUCCGCAAGCACUCGGACAAGAUUGGAGAGACAGCAAUGAAACAGGCACAGCAGCAAAGAAACCUGGACAAUAUUGUAUCCCAGCAUCCCAGGAUAAGCGGGGGGAAGAAGUCCAAGAAAGAAGGCUGCGCAAGCUCCGAGCUGGAGGUAAAAAACACUAGCCCCAUGUCUGAGCAAGAUUCGGGUAUCCUGGAUGUUGAAGAUGAGGAUGAGGAUGAAGAGGUGCCUGGAGCCCAGGAACUGGUGGACUUUUCUCCAGUGUACCGAUGCCUACACAUAUACUCCGUGCUGGGUGCCCGUGAAACCUUUGAGAACUACUACAGGAAGCAGAGAAGAAAACAAGCCAGAUUGGUCCUACAGCCUCCUUCAAACAUGCAUGAAACUUUAGAUGGCUACAGGAAGUAUUUUAAUCAAAUUGUAGGGUUUUUUGUAGUGGAAGAUCAUAUCCUGCACACCACACAGGGCUUGGUGAAUCGAGCCUACAUCGAUGAGCUGUGGGAGAUGGCUCUGUCCAAGACCAUCGCAGCGCUAAGAACACAUUCGUCCUAUUGCUCGGACCCCAGCCUGGUGUUAGACUUGAAGAACCUCAUUGUCCUCUUUGCAGAUACACUCCAGGGAUAUGGCUUCCCAGUGAACCAGCUCUUUGACAUGCUGUUGGAGAUCCAAGACCAGUACAGUGAAACCCUGCUGAAGAAAUGGUCAGGGGUUUUCAGAAACAUACUUGACUCAGAUAACUACAGCCCCAUCCCAGUGACAAAUGAAGAGGUUUAUAAGAAAAUAGUUGGACAGUUCCCAUUCCAGGAUGCAGAACUUGAAAAGCAACCAUUUCCAAAGAAGUUUCCCUUUUCUGAGUUUGUGCCUAAGGUUUACAAUCAGAUUAAGGAAUUCAUCUAUGCCUGUCUCAAGUUCUCAGAAGACCUUCACCUGAGCUCCACUGAAGUUGAUGAUAUGAUUAGAAAAUCUACCAAUCUGCUGCUGACCCGAACGCUGAGCAACUGUUUACAGAACGUCAUCAAGAGGAAAAACGUGGGGCUGACAGAGCUUGUACAGAUUAUUAUAAAUACGACCCACUUGGAGAAGUCCUGCAAGUUCCUAGAGGAAUUCAUCACCAAUAUCACUAAUGUGCUCCCAGAAACUGUCCACACUACAAAACUCUAUGGGACCACAACCUUCAAGGACGCCCGCCACGCUGCCGAGGAGGAGAUUUACACUAACCUGAACCAGAAGAUAGACCAAUUCCUGCAGCUGGCAGACUACGACUGGAUGGCCAUGGAGCCGGGCAGCAAGGCCAGCGACUACCUUGUGGACCUCAUUGGCUUUCUGCGCAGCACCUUUGCUGUGUUCACCCACCUGCCGGGGAAGGUGGCACAGACUGCUUGCAUGUCAGCGUGCAAACACCUCUCCACCUCGCUGAUGCAGCUGCUGCUGGAAGCUGAAGUGAGGCAGCUGACACUGGGGGCCUUGCAGCAGUUCAACCUGGACGUGGAGGAGUGUGAACAGUUUGCCAGAUCCGGCCCAGUGCCUGGGUUCCAAGGGGACACGCUGCAGUUGGCCUUCAUCGACUUGAGACAACUCUUAGAUCUCUUCAUCCAGUGGGACUGGUCGACAUAUUUGGCUGACUAUGGACAACCCACGUGCAAAUAUCUCCGUGUGAACCCGACCACAGCCCUCAUCCUGCUGGAAAAGAUAUCACGAGUGAUGAGGGACACGAGCAGGAAAAACAACGUUUUUGCCCAGUUUCGGAAAAACGAGAGGGACAAGCAGAAGCUGAUAGACACCGUGGCCAAGCAGCUCCGCAGCCUGAUCAACAGCCAUCACUCCUGA
This is a messenger RNA of Indicator indicator, 2448 nucleotides long. It is a transcript of the gene EXOC6B, whose product is annotated as exocyst complex component 6B. Gene Ontology annotation, biological process: Golgi to plasma membrane transport; intracellular protein transport; exocytosis. The coding region runs from base 1 to 2448 and encodes 815 amino acids. The record is from RefSeq and is a predicted model, not a curated record. The transcript is spliced from 23 exons. NCBI's taxonomy places the organism in Eukaryota, Metazoa, Chordata, Aves, Piciformes, Indicatoridae. Gene Ontology annotation, cellular component: membrane; exocyst.